Messenger RNA from Spirometra erinaceieuropaei, 7733 nucleotides. The record is from the annotation of a GenBank genome assembly. Lineage: Eukaryota; Metazoa; Platyhelminthes; Cestoda; Diphyllobothriidea; Diphyllobothriidae.
AUGAAGUCUGUUGCUCACAGUUUGGCUUACUUGCCGGGUAUCGACGGCGACAUCGACGACCUGGUUCGACGCUGUUCUCGAUGUCAACAAGCUGCCAAGAUGCCGCCUCGUCAACCUCCAAUACCCUGGCAACCACCGGAGAGGCUUUGGCCACGCGUGCAUAUCGACUUCGCUGGCCCACUUAACGGAGUCUCCUAUCUAAUCUUGGUUGAGGCCUACUCGAAUUGGCCCGCUGAAUCCAGCGACCGCGUCUGCGUAGCCGGUUGUGUUUACUUUGUCUGCUGCUUUGGUAUUGGGGACAAGGAUCGAGUGCGCAUACGCUCCACGGGAUUUCGAGUACCAGGCGAUCAUAAAAAUUUUGUACAGAUUUAGCCUACCCCGUCUAGAUUUGAUAUGUAAAUUUAGUGUUACUUGCCUUGAUGGGACCCCCAUGGGUCUUUAAUAAAAAUUAUUUAUUAAUUUAUUUAGACUCAAAAGUAUCUCAAAUCUAGAUUCGGAAUUGCCCCUGCACACAACCUUGGGAGACUCAGUCAUUCCACUUGCUGAUUUUGUUCUUUAUGUGUAAACUAUUGCCACGACGGAGGCAAUGCGGGUAACGGCCAUAGCGGACGACGGUAUACAGGGAGGUCCUUCUCCUAAAAAUAUGUUUCCGGAAUUGAAGUUUGCAAAUCUUUCGUGAUUCUGGAAUCUGUAUGCCACUUUGAGCAUUCGGAAAAUUCCGGCUGCCAAAAACUUUUACGACCAAAAACUCCAAAAAAUGGGAAAAUUUUUUCAGUUCGGACUGUUUCAAAUGGAAAAAGUUGACAACAUCCGAUUAGAAACGCACGCUGUCAGCUGUCAGCUGACCCCUUCUAUUUCAUAUGACCUGUGUUAAGAACAAAGCCCCCUACGUUAUCACCCGUUUUAUGCACUAAGAAGGGUGUCCCCACUCACUGUUCCCCUGCGUUGCUCUUGAGGCUACCCGCAUGUGCACUCAACGAUACCGUCAUUGGGUUGUUUUCGGAAUAAUUGGAAACUUUAUUUAAACGAGUUAUAUGUUUGAACAAGUUGAGGCGAAAGGAUAAGCAGGAGUUAAUGUAGUCCAAAAUUUUGUUACCUCUUGCUCAGCAGCUUUCGUGGUUUUUAAGGGUGCCUUGUUCGAAUCAAAGAAGAAUAGUAGAUUAUUGUACAUAAUGACACAGUAGGAAAUGGGCUAAAAGUGGGAAUUCACCUGAAACCGAUAUCUACAAGUUCGUUGACUUCUCCGUUGCAUCGAUUCGCAUUCAGCAGCAAGCUUUUGAGACCACAAUUCUUUUCUUACGAAAUCGAAAGCAAACUUUUGGCAUUCUUUGGGAUUACUGUCUGGCUGUCAUUCGUAGCGCAAUUAAAAUGGCCGUUACGGGUUGUUUCACAGUAAUAUUUAACCUCGUAUUUCAUCGCCUGCCACAAGACUUGUUAUUUGACUAUAGGUUGUGUCGUAGCUAAAAGUUUUUUAUGUCAUACUGUCAUAGCGGGGGUUGCGCGAAGCAUAAGCGCACCCGGGUACAUCACGCUUCUUGACAUCCCAAAACACUCAAAAAUAGUGACGCAAACGGAGGCGAGAACCUUGUAUAUACUUAGGUUCAGUUUCAGUUUGUUAGAUAAGGAUAAUAGGCAAAGACUUUGAAAACCCUAUUGAUUACAUGUCAGCUCGUUGGAAAUAACUGCACACGAACAGUGAAAACAUUCGCUAUGAAGACAGUACUUGAUUCAUUUGAGUAGCAUUGUUUCAGAGAAAAACGUUUUCGGGAUACUCAUUUCAGAUUCACCUUGUCGAGGGAAAACAGGGGAGAUAAAUAAUCAUCCAAGCGUUUCUUGAAGAGUUGUAGUGACGUCGCCUCCACGACUGACUGAGGGAGAGCGUUCAAUUUCUCCACUACCCUUUGUGUGAAAAAUUCAGAACGGAGAUUCAGCCUGGACACUGUUGUCCGCAGCUUCAUCGAGUGACCACGAAGUCUGGGUGAAAGGUGCCACUGAAACAUGUUCUCAAACCUAAGUCCAUGCUCAAGGCCAUGUAUUAUCUUGUAGACGAGAAUAAAAUCACCUCUUUGCUGCCUGAAACGCAGACGGAAUAAAUUAAGACAAUUCAGUCUGUCCGUGUAGGACUGACUUUUUAGACCCUUAACCGGCUUUGUUUCACGACGUUAUACCCGUUCGAGACAUGCUUGGUCCUUUACAAGCCAUGGCCGCCAUGCUUGUAUGCCAUAUUCUAAGUGGGGCCGGACAAAGGUGCCGUAAACUUUUCCAAAAAAGUCUUGAUCAAAGAUGACGAACGCCUUUUUAAUUGCAUAAAGCACUCCCAUGGCGUUUUCUGCAGCCUUGUUGCACUGCAGUGUUGGUUUCAGGUUGUUCUCUACCCAAACCCCGAGAUCCUUUUGUGAAGAUCCUGCGGGGAGCCUUAUAUCUUUCAGGUGAUAUGUCCUCAGACUCUCAUUUGAAUGAGAGUUGGUUGGACGCAGAUGAAGGACGACCCUCUUUUUCAGUAUAAUUCAGUAUAUAAGAGGGAUAGAGGCAGAGCCUUGGAAAACCCUAUUUACAGAUAGACGUAUUAAAAAAAGCAUGCAGAUAUUUACAUAGCAGUUAUACCAGUCAUUGAUAUCAUGUAAAUGUUUGACCAUCAAGCAUAAGUUUAUCUAGUCUUCUUUUGAAAGUCUCGACGUUUUCCGCUAAGACAACGGAGUUCGGCAAUCUGUUCUAGCCCUCAACCAGCCGGUGAGAGAAGAAUUUGGCCUGCAAAUCGAGGCUGGCAUGUUUCGUCUUCAAUUUGUAUGGGUGCCCUCGGAGAUUUGUCAUCCGCGCCAGUUAGAAGAAGUCGUCAAACUGAAGAGCACAGUCUAGCCUUUGGACGAUCCUCAAGGCCAUGAUCAUGUCCCCUCUGUACUGUCUAUAAGAGAGAGGAAAUGUUUUUAGCCUCUCCAGCCGUCUCUCAUAAGGUAAGCCACAUAAUCCGCCGACUAGCCUGGUCGCUCUGCGUUGUACGUUCUCCAGUAGGGUGUAAUCUUUUUUCUUCCAGGGACGCCAUGCCUGGACACAAUAUUCCAACAUUGGUCGAACAUAUGCGCCAAAUACUCGGCCGAAAAGUUCUUCAUCAAAAUUGACGAAAGAUCUUCUAAUCGCGCCUAGAAUACCCAUAGCUUUCUUUGAUGCCUUAGCGCAGUGAGACGAUGGUUUGAGGGUUGACGUCAUCCACACACCGAGGUCUCUCAACUCGUUGACUGAUUCGAGUUGGUGACCUCCUAUAAAGUACUGAGAUUCAAAUCUCAACGGUCUCCUGUUGCUCGAACGUAAUCGGAUAAUUUGGCAUUUGUUACGAUUGAGGCUUAGACACCACUCAUCACGCCAUUUUUGCAAGCGAUUUAAAUUGUCUUGUAAUUGUACAGAAUCUUCCGGCUUCUCUAUUGAUUGCCACAAUUUGAGAUCGACGGCAAACAUAACUCGCUCGCAGUUCAGACAGUCCAGGCAGUCGUUCACAUAUAUAAGGAACAGAAUUGAACCCAGUACGCUUCUCUGCGAACGCCACUGUGCACGGAUGUGCAUUCCGCUUUAGCGUUUCCGAUACACACGCGAUGAGAUCUGCCCGUAAGGAAAUCGACUAGCCAUUUCAAAAGAUUUCCAUUCACACCAACUUGACGUAGUUUACAUGUAAGUCGUCUGUGUGGAACACUGUCAAAAGCCUUUUUGAAGUCGAUGUAAACGGCGUCGACUGAUAAGCCCAUGUCAGCUGAUUUCGUCCAGCUCUCCAUGGAAACUAGGAGGUUGGUGAGAAAAGAUCGACCGCUUCGGAAUCCAUGCUGAUGUAGACUGAGCAAGUUGUUUUCUUCGAGGUGCCGCAUCAGCUCCGUUUUUAUUACUCUUUCCAUUAACUUGCAAAAGAUGCGAGUGAGACCCACUGGUCUGAAACUAUUUGGGGCUGUUAUCUUGCCACCUUUAUAAAUGGGGCUUAUAUUUGCUUUCUUCCAGUCGGUAGGCAAAGCCCCGGUCUCCAUUGAUGUUUUGAAGAUCUUGGAUAACGGAGAGGCCAGUUGGUCUGAGAGCUCAUUCAGAACUUUCUCUAACACGCCGUCCGGACCAGGGGAUUUAGUGGGCUGUAGUUGCCUCACAGUUUUCCUUACCGUGUCUGUUGUGAAGUCCACCGUGCUAAUUGUACUGUUUUAUUUGACAUUUGGGGGGUAAACUCUUUUAUCAAAAGCCGGCUCCUCAGUAUACACAGACGUGAAUAAGUCGGAUAACAGAUUCGCCUUAUCUGAGUUGUCAGACAACGUAUUUCCCUGGCGAUCUUUUAGACAGGGAAUGCAGUCCCGGUUGCGUUUUGCUUUAUUCACGUAUCCAAAGAAUUUUUUGAAUUUUGCUGGAUAUUUUUUAAAAGUUUUGAUUCAAAUUUAGCCUGUUGCCUUCUUAACAGAUUCCGACAUAAAUUCCUUUGUCUUUUGAAGUCAGCGAAAUACUCUGGUUGCUGGCAACUGGCGUACUUUGUCCAAAGUCUCCUUUUCAAUUUAAGAUUCUUCUUUAUUUCUGACGUCACCCACUCUGGUCGGGAUGUGCGCGGCUUCCUCUUCAGUGGGCAACAGCUCUUUACCAAGUGCUGCAUUAUGUUCUUGAAGAAGAGCCAAUCGCUUUCUGGGUCAGAUCCUUGUGCUGCAUUCCAGUUCACCUUCUGUAACAGGUUUUUCAUUCGGGUAUAAUCCCCCUUCCAUACGUUUCUUUCUUCAGCAGCUCGAAUUUCGGGUACUGAAAAAUGACUAUACUCCCAAACCAGAACGCAGUGGUCACUUCGGCCAAGGGGCGGAUGCGAUUCCAAUCCGAGAAUGCAACUAUCAUCCCUGGUGAUGAUGAGGUCCAAACAACUGGACUGCUGUCCAUCCCUGAAUUGUGUGUUCACUUUAACAUGUUGGGUAAGGAACUCGGUUGUGAUCAAUUGCAUAAAUUUCUGUUUGAAGGAGUUUUCUGAUCGCGUGCAAUACAUCAAAUCCCACUCUAUGUCUGGACAGUUGAUGUCACCAAGUAGCAUUGUGUGUUUGCUUCGACAAAUUUCUUUUUUCUCGGUGAUAAGUGCAUCGUCCGCAUCCGUUCUCUGGUUUCGCGGUCUGUAAAGCAGGGUCAUAUGGAGGCUUGGAUGGUUUGGCACCUUCAAGUAGCAACUGAGUAUUUCACAAUCAAUGUGCCGAAAUGGGGAAGACUCAACCCUGACGUAGUCGAUGCCAUCUCGUAUAAAUAUCGCAAUACCCCCACCCCUUCGUUCGUUUCUGUCCGUUCGGAGAAUCUGGAAACCAUCUAGCAUAACUUCCACAUCUUCUAUCUGCGCAUUUAACCAUGUUUCUGUUACAGCUAUCAAGUCGGGUUGGAAAUGGGCCACAGUGAGUUUUAUUUCAUCCAAUUUGUUGAAUAAACUUUGCACAUUUGUGUACAUCAUUUUUAUGUUAUUCGACUGUUUCGAUCUCUGGAAACUGUUUGCUGGUGCUUUUGACUGAUGGUUAUUACUGCUUAUUUCACAUGGCGUACCAUUUCCAUUCGUAGAUUGUGAAUUUACUGAAGUUUGUCGGAAUCGAGCGCCGGUGCUGUUACCGUCAUCGUUAUCGUAUGAUUCCACAAGAAGGAACGCUCUAUUUUUACAAUUUGAUUGUUUGCUAUUUUCAGAUUCGUUUCGCCCUCGCUCUGACGUUUUCUCAGUUCCGCUACCAGCGUCCUCAUUUUCAUUCGUUCGAUUGGGUGAUAGUCCGGCUGAAAAAACACUUCACGAUGGUUGUUUUUGAUCCUGGACUUUCGCGACAAGAUGAGAUUUGCUUGCUGUUCGUUUCCCAGUACGACUUUCAGUGGUCUCGGCCGCAGUUUGUCUGCGUUGUUUCUUACUAAAGGUCCCAAACGGAAGAUCUUUUGGAUUUUGACUACCUCACCGGGUUCUUGCGUGUCAUUGAGUAGGUUUUGGAAUGUCUGCAGAUCGUGUUUCCCCCUUUCGUUCGGGGUAUCACCAGGUGCUUCAGGAACUCCUUGCACUACCACACAACGAGAUCUGUCGGGGAAAAAACCGGUGCUUUUAUCCUGCCCUCUUUUGCUGGCGGUAGAUUGAGUCUCAGACUCUGGGACUGCCUUGGUGGCUGUAUCCAGAUCAGUUGCUAAGUUGCUCGCGUCCGCGAUAUAUGCUGUAACGUCUUUAAUUGGCUGCCUCAUCUGACUUUUUGCAUUAUAGUCUGAUAGACAUGUGAAGGACAAGCUGCUAGCGCUCUUUGUUGGCGUACGUAAGUCCAUACAAUUACUUUCUACAGGUUUUUUUGGGGUUGCUGAUCGUUGUUAUGUUUUGGUGCAGACGGACUCUGCAUGGUCCAGAUUUGUCAAAUUUAUGGAAAUGCGGACGCCAGUUUCAUCUCUGUCUGUCGUAUUCUUAUUGCCGUCCAUUUCGGUUGAGUCCGAAGACUUGUCUAGUGACUUCGUGCGUUGCCUCUUGUUUCGCUGAACGCGACGACCAUGACCUUUUACCGGUUUCUUGACGUUCAUGUGGUCCGGCUCAUUGGUGUUUUUUAUGUCCUUUGUAUCUUGCUCAGGGGGUUUAAUUUUGUUAUACUUAAGAAGUGACGCUAUUCUUUCAGUGAGGAGGUCGACGUCUACUUCUAGUUUCAAAACUCUGGUGGUGAGUUCUCGACAUCCAUUACAGCGUGUCGACAUGUCAGUGUCUACCUUAUUUGUGGCUGAUAUCAUCAGUGAACUGCGUUCGAUAGGGUUCAUGGUCGGUGGCCCAUCACGUCCAGCUGAGAGCGAGUUGGGUAUUUCCGGCAAGUUUUUAUAACAGGAAAUAGAAAACGGUUUACAAAUAAGUGACAGGUCGCCUUUUCCUGAGUAUAUAUUAUUUUUGUGAACAUCAGGCUGUCCUGACGUGGCCGGGCGGUCAAGGGCGUCGAUCCCUGCACGAGUGGUCCGUGGUUCGAAUCUCGGGUGUGGGAGACUUUUGUCACUCAGUAGGGUCGUGGACAUUCUCAUUCCCCAUGCUGGCAAGAUAUCUUUGAGGUUGCAUUAACUUAUAAUGGGCGAAUUCAAUUACUAAGUAGCUACUUUACUGAGCACAAAGUUAAGCUUUUUUCCAAACGGAAUUCAGUAUAAAAUGGCAAUUUAGAGCUAAGAACGACUCAGCCUUCGCAGACAGGUUCUAAGUACUCUUCGAUUUCUGUCGGUUAUCCAGCACUUCGUCGACGGAAGAUUAGCUUCGGAAGCACGAUAGAGACGGUAUUAGUAGGAAUCUGAACUCGACCGACUGGAUGCCUUGUUAAACUCCGGAUUGUGGAUUCCUGAGAGCCACGGUGAAGGAUGAAGUUUGAAAUCCAGAAACCAUUUCUCCGAUCACGCUUGCUGUCGAUGAAGAAUAUUUUGGAGGACUCUCUGGUCGUAAGGACACUUAAUGACUUGUCAGAGCUGAACGUCGUCGGCAAACAUUAUUUUGCCGCAGUCAAGUUCCUGAAGGCUGUCGUUAACAUAAAGGAUGAGGAGCAAUGGUCCCAGAACUGAGUCUUGAGGCACAUUACUGGUCACGUUCACCCAUUCUGACAUUUCAUCUGCGAUACAGACACGUUGUUUCGACCAACCAGAAAAGCCCUUAUCCAGUUCAGAAGAUCUCCCCGGAUGCCGAUAGAGCUCAAUUUAUGGAGGAGGUUUUGGUGUGGAACAUUGUCGAAAGCUUUGCGAAAAUCGAUGUACACGACAUCAAUUUGGAGCUCCAAACCCUCUUCUAG